GAGACAAAGAGCUCGCUCUCUUUCUCUUCUUCUUCGCUUCUCCAUUCCUCUUCUUGAGAAUUCUCUCUCUUGCUUUGCCAUCGGAGAAAUCAUCGAUGCCCUAGCUUUGAUCCUUGUUGUUGGGUUCGCAGAGGAGGGGAUCAGGGCUGAGAUUGAUCUCUCAGGUGGUGGGGAUCGCGCUCCCGCCUUUGAUUUAGCGGGAUCGGGAUUUGGUUAUUGGGACUUUGUUGAUGGAGCCCGGGGUGCAGUCGAAUGCGGCGGCGGCGGCGGCGGCUCCGGAGUUCCCGCCGAAGAAGCUCGUGCGGCAGCUUGAUUUUACCGCGAACUUCGGCACCCUGCCGGCGGCGGCUGCCCAGAGCCAGGCCCAUGCGACGGCGGCGAUGCAGUCUCAGGUGGCUACGUCGUCAAGGACGUCGAUUUCGAUGCCUCUGAAGAUAGAAUCUCCAAGAUCGCGGUCACGGCCUGUGUACGACGUGAAGGAUGGCACUCCAAAGAAGCAGAAACAAUGCAACUGCAAGCACUCUAGAUGCUUGAAACUUUAUUGUGAAUGUUUUGCAUCUGGGGUUCAUUGCGAUGGAUGCAAUUGUGUCAAUUGUUGCAACAAUGUUGAGAAUGAAGCUGUGAGGCAAGAGGCUGUUGGCCUUACGUUGGAGCGAAAUCCCAAUGCCUUCAGGCCUAAGAUUGGCAAUAGUCCACAUUCAAUAAGAGAUAUCAGAGAGGAUUCAGCAGAAUUUGCUUUAGUCGGGAAGCACAAUAAAGGUUGCCACUGUAAAAAGUCAAAUUGUCUCAAGAAGUAUUGUGAGUGCUUCCAAGCCAACAUUCUUUGCUCUGAAAAUUGUAAGUGUAUAGACUGCAAAAACUUCGAUGGGAGUGAAGAACGAAGAGCUCUCUUCCAUGGUGACCAUCCAAACAACCUAAGCUACAUGCAGCAGGCAGCCAAUGCUGCCUUGAAUGGAGCCAUUGGGUCCUCUGGUUAUGUUUCCUCUCCAUCUUUGAAGAAGAAACUCAAGGGGCUCCCUUUUGGCACAUCAGCAAAGGAUCAAGCUAUUCACAGGGUUGCACAACUCAAUCAGGUUAAUCCUCUGAAGACUUCAGGAACUGCUCCCCCUGGUAACCCAGUAGCACGUGCAGUUAAUUCUGCUUCCUCAGGAUCUUCUAAACUUGUAUACAGACCUCUUUUAGCAGAUAUUGUCCAACCAGAGGAUGUGAAAGAGCUCUGCAAGCUUUUAGUGGUAGUAUCUGCAGAGGCAGCCAAAACAUUUUCUGAUAGAAAAGUUCAUGAGGAAAAGCAUAAACAGAAGGGCGAUCAAACAGAAAGCUCUCAUGCCUUGUCAAACCAAGAUGGAGAUCAUAACAAGAAAGCACUGCCUGAUGAUCGCUCAAGUGGAACUACCUCAGAUAAAAUGAGCACAGAAGAGUUUACGUCUGACUCAACUGAAAUGCAGAAAGGCAGUCGGCCAAUGUCUCCGGGGACACUAGCAUUGAUGUGUGAUGAACAAGACACAAUGCUAAUGACAUCCCAAAACUCUGGUGCACCUCCAAGGUUUUUGUAUGACCAGAGUGUGACCGAGGUAUACGCAGAACAAGAGCGGUGUGUGUUAACAGAAUUUCGAGACUGUCUCCAAAAGCUUAUAACACGUGCGAAAGUAAAAGAAGAAAAGUAUGCUUCCAUGGCCAUGAAAUCAGAAGCAUCCAGUAGUCAGCAAGGACCUGUAAUUAAUGGCAAUGCUAGAGUUCCUAUGCCAAGUCCGGCAGAGCUAUUGCGGUCAUCAAACACGUUCCCUAUUUCUUUCCAUAACUUCUUGCCUCCAAAAUUAGGUCGAUCAACCACCGAAAACGGCAACAUUGACUCCAAGACAGAGAACUUGGAUCUGUAGAAAGAAUAAAUGAAGAUAAUGGUGGAAAUAUAUGCUCAAUCAUGUUGUUGCAUCCCUGUAUAACAUCUGAUGGCCUCUUUUGUGUGCUGUUGGAUGUUUGUAGUCACUUGUGAUCUCUGAAUUUCUAUAUUUGAUCAAUAAUCAAUCAAUUUUCAUUGAGCCCAUUUUUUCAA
Dioscorea cayenensis subsp. rotundata (Guinea yam) is the source of this 2050-nucleotide messenger RNA. RefSeq names its product protein tesmin/TSO1-like CXC 5. The record is from RefSeq and is a predicted model, not a curated record. Gene Ontology annotation, cellular component: nucleus. The transcript has 8 exons. The coding region runs from base 231 to 1877 and encodes 548 amino acids. Gene Ontology annotation, biological process: regulation of DNA-templated transcription. Lineage: Eukaryota; Viridiplantae; Streptophyta; Magnoliopsida; Dioscoreales; Dioscoreaceae.